This is a messenger RNA of Leishmania major strain Friedlin, 3933 nucleotides long. RefSeq names its product putative ubiquitin hydrolase. Gene Ontology annotation, biological process: protein deubiquitination. Gene Ontology annotation, cellular component: nucleus; cytosol. Bases 1 to 3933 code for a protein of 1310 amino acids. The record is from RefSeq and is a predicted model, not a curated record. The transcript has a single exon. NCBI's taxonomy places the organism in Eukaryota, Euglenozoa, Kinetoplastea, Trypanosomatida, Trypanosomatidae. Gene Ontology annotation, molecular function: cysteine-type endopeptidase activity; cysteine-type deubiquitinase activity.
AUGAGUCAUGGUCGGCGUAUGCUUGAGGCGCAGGCGCAGAAGGAGCGUACGUCCGGCACCAGUGAAGACUGCCGGCUGGACGACGGGCACCUGCGCAACGGCAGCCGCGCCUUCAACGACGACGGAACGCCGGUGCGACCCUCACGCGGCGGUGCGCGCCCAAGCGGUAGCGACCGCGGCAGGGAUGACGGACACGACGACACCGCCCUCGUCUCCCCACCCCCUCGCCCGAGCGUGAGACUUGGAUUCGGCCGCGCUGGUGACGGUAGCGCGAGUGCCAGUAGCGUUGCUACCGCAGCAGGCAGUGCGCUCGGGGCUACCGUGGCCGAAACUGCCAACCGCCAACAGCGAAUCAGCGGCAUCGGACCUUCUCCCGCUGCACCAUUCUCCUGCGCUCGCCUGGCCGUGCCACGUCGACUGCAGUCGUCGGACGCGGCGGAAGGCGUGCGCGUCAGCGCGGCUCGGCACAUCGACGUGGACGCGGAGGAGGGGGAGAAUGACGACAAUGUCAGGAAAAUGCGCGGCACUCUCGCGGAGGCGGCGACAAGAGGCUCACCAAGGCGGAAAGGAGGAGGCGGCCGAGACGAUUCGCUGGCCGGUGGUGACUCGGCACAGCGCUGCAUGUCUUCUGAGGCCCGCAGCCGCAGCCGCACGGGCGGCAGCGGCCACUCCUCUGCGAGCGGCUUGCGCUAUCCCGUGUCGCGAGUGAACGCUUCGGCCUCGACUGCGACGCUCUCAGCGGCUCCGCAUGAUCUGCCAAGUCCUCUCGACCGAAGCCGUACCGGAAGCCGCUCACCGCCACCGAUGACGGCGCUGCAGAAGGCAUCGGCUUCUACUUCUCUAUUUCGUCAGCCUCGCGCGACCCCUCUACCGGCGCCAAUAACUGCCGCCGUUCUUCGCCCGAGCAACACGGAGUCUCGUGCAAGCCCAACGCCCGACACGGGCACAGCAACCGCGGUAACCCAUGCUGCUCGUCAGCCACCACCACUACGACAGGAGUCAUCGUCGCGGAGCGCUGGCGGCCCAGGCUUCACAACGGCGAUGGCACCAGCAGCGAAAACUCCUCCGUUGCAGAUGCUCAUAUCACCGGCUUCUCCUCCGUUACGGGCUGGGGUGUCGCCGCGCAUGCUUCCGCUGCACCCUACCAGGGCGGAUGCCAGCACCGCGUCCAUGUUCCUCUCCCGUGCGGCCAGCGCAAGCACCGUCACCACUACGGUGGCCACGACUCCUUCCUCCUCGCAGGCGCAGCUUCCGCCGCCGGUCGGCUCGCAGGUGUCGCCUUAUGAGUUGCAACAGCAUCAGCCGUAUCCGAUGCCGCCCACGCCGUCGUCCACGGCUGCUGCAGUCAUGCCAUCCCGCUUCGUUGUGCACCACGACAUUGGCGAUCUCGCUGGGGACGCCGCCGGGGAAGACCGCGCCGCAACAGAGGCGGAACCGUACACUCUUCUCCGCUCUACCAAACCGCUUUCUCAGAAAAGUGAGCCUGCAGAGGCGACGACUGCUGGGCCUGGGUGGCAGUCAGCGCCACCGUCGCCUCUGCCGACAAGCGCUGAGCUGCUAGCCCGUCCGCGACUGCCGCUGCUUCCGGAGGCGACGGUGCCGUACGACGAAGUGGGCAUCACCCCGUUGGCGAACAGAGUGGACCGCCGUAUCUAUCCCUUUAUGCGUGAUUUCAGUGGCUUCCACAACACUGGCAACGAUUGUUACGGCUGCAGCCUGCUGACGAUGCUGCUGCGCAGUGAAGUGUUUCGUCGUGCGUUGCACGCCUCACCGCUCGUGUGCGCGAUGCGGCGCUAUGAGGCUCUCCUGACGGGUAAGGUGGAGCGGCGUGUGCUGUGGACGAGCGGGUACGUCAACGCUGCAGCGGAGACGAAGGCGAAGAAGACGGCGGCGCGGAAGCGCGCCCGGGCUGCUGGAUGGUCUGCCGAUGCCAGUGACGACGGUAGACAGACGGAGGAAGCGUCAGUUGCGGGUGUCUGCGGCUUGCCUGACACCACGCCAAGAGCUCCGGCGGAAACGCUGGCGCACGCGCAGUACGUGUGGCGCCCCACUGCAGAUGUCCAGCACACGCUCGACGUCCUCGACACCUUCUCCCUGAGCGAGCUAGAGGAUGUGCUAGAGGUGGAUCUGGAGGCUCAGUGCGUCCCCGCUACGCUGCAUGGCGCGCUCGCCGCACUUGCACGAGCGCAGCGCUGGCGUGAACACAUGACGACGCUCGUGAACAUGCCACAGAUGCAGGCGGCGGAGCGGCAGCGCCUUCUGGAGGCGAAGAUUUACCACGACAAUGAUCGAGACUUUGACGGGCAGGUUUACACGUACGGCAUUCGACUCAACGCCGUGGCCAACUUGUUUGAUGGCGAGUUCUUCCUCGGUGAUCAGGAGGAUGCGCACGAGCUGUUCGUGUCGGUCAUGGCGAAGCUGGAGACUGAGGCGGUCAAGUUUCAGCAUCGGUGCGAUGAAGUACUCGAGCGCCGCUCCUCUGUCACCCCAACGGAGGGGAGUAACGCGGAGGACGAAGUCGACGAGGAGGUGGAGUCGGGGGAGGGGAGGCCCGACAACGAAGAGGGGGCGAGCUUCGCGGAGAAGCGUCUGCUGCACGGGGCUCGCGCAUCCUCCGCCUCCUCCAUGAGCCCAUCGGAUGUUCCGGCUGCUGCUAGCCCACCGAAACAACGCCGCCUGUCUGUCUCUACAACCGCGGGGGAGGUGUGGAUCAACACGCUUGUGCAGACGCGACUCCUCAACAUCAUUCGAUGCCGCACCGGCGAGUGCCGCCACGAGAUCGUCACAGACGAGGUCUGCGUGAACCUCUCCGUGCACAUUCCAGAGGCGCCCCUGACAUCUCCGCCACCCGCGCCACCUCUGCCGCCACGGUCGUGCUUCCCCGCGCAGCCGCCGCCGCUUUCGCCCACGCCCAUCGUUCCCUCAUCCUCGAUUGCGGCGUCUGUGGCAGCCCCGCUGCCAGCUGUGGAUGGAGAAGGUGGCCGGGGCUGCUCCCUCGCGAACCUCUUGCACGACUCCAUGGCGUACGAAGCGCUGAGCGAGUACCGGUGUGACUGUUGCGGCUCGCGGACCUCUCAGUUCCAAGGCGGGUGCUUCUACACACGUCCGCCGCCGCUGCUGGUGCUACAGUUGAAGCGGUUCGCGACCCAGUUUGUGAACGGCACCAUUAUCAUCCAGAAGAAUAGCCGCCGUGUCGCGGUGGAGGACAAGCUGGUAAUUCACGCGCUGCCCAGUGCAGGGGAGUGGCAUGCGGGGCAGCGGCGACGGGAGCGGCAACACCGGUGCAGUCUGGACCCCGUGGAGCCCAUAGAGGUGACCGAGGCAGUGGAGGACGCGCGUGAGGGCGCGGGGUGCUGCCCAUACUACGACCCCGACAAGAAAUGCUUCUCUGCCGCUCUGCAGGAGGCCUGCGACGUGAGCGGGGGCGGUGGACUGGCAGGGCGGGAUGGUUUGAAGGAUGAGAAGCACGAUGGCACGGGCGACGACUUCCUCACGACUCUCGCUGCUGCAGCUCCUCCCUCUUCUCUUGUGCGGGCCAUUCGGUGCCUUUACCGCCUGCGGAGCUGCGUCCUGCACCUCGGCCAAAGCCUCCACUACGGCCAUUACGUGUCGGACUUUGCCGUCGACGGCGAGGAGGAUGGCGACGAUGGGGAGACUGCCAGAACGUGCUGCACGGCGGAGCAAGAGGCAGGUGUAAGCUCCACCUCUCAGGCGACGCUGAAUUCUUGCAGUGCUGCACGACGGCGCUGGCGCCGCGCGAACGACGAGCGGGUCGAGGUGCUCAGCGACGAAGUGGUGCAGGCCCGCCGUGCCGGCUGCUCCGACACCUACCUUCUUCUAUACGAGAGGGUCGAAGAGGAACGGGUGUGGUGCCCUGUCGAGGCGGUGCUGCCGACGCCUGUCUAUCGAAGCUCCGAAGGGGACAAGACUUGA